ACCCCUGCCGCUGCCUCGUCGUGCUUCAUGAACCGGAAGUUUAGUUUACGCUUUAUUUAUUGUGAACUUCAAACCAAAACGACUUUGAAGCUAUAACGUGACGCAAUGUUAUUUGUGUGCAGAUGUAAAUACAUUUUUUAGAAAUAAUUGAUUUUGUUGAUUUGCAGGAAAUUGAACAGACAAUGUCCACGACAGGUCAGGUGAUCAAGUGCAGAGCUGCUGUUGCUUGGGAACCAGGGAAACCUCUGGUGACUGAAGAUGUGGAGGUGGCUGCCCCUCAGGCCCAUGAGGUCCGCAUCAAGAUUGUUGCCACGGGUGUGUGCCACACAGACUGGGAAUACAUGUACGGGACUGGUAAGGGGAUGAAGUUUAGACCUUUUCCGUUAGUUUUGGGCCAUGAAGCAGCCGGAGUCGUGGAGAGCGUUGGUCCAGAAGUCACCAAAUUCUCACCGGGGGAUAAAGUUAUUCCUCUUUUCCUGCCUCAGUGUGGGGAAUGUGAACGAUGUUUGAGCCCUAAAACAAAUCAUUGCAGGAAGAACUGGGCAAAUACACAAGUGGGUGUUUUGGCUGAUGGCACGAGCAGGAUAUCUUGCAAAGGGCAGCAGGUGUACCAGUUCCUCGGAAUCGGCUCUUUCUCCCAGUACACCGUGGUUCCCGACAUCUCUCUUGCAAAGAUAAGAGACGAUGCACCGCUGGAAAAAGUUUGCCUGCUUGGCUGUGGCGUCUCCACUGGUUAUGGUGCAGCUCUUAAAACAGGCAAGGUUGAAAAAGAUUCCUCGUGUGCCGUGUUCGGGCUUGGAGCCGUUGGACUGGGCGCCGUCAUGGGCUGCCAGGUUGCCGGGGCGAAGAGGAUCAUCGGGGUCGACAUCAACCCUGACAAGUUCGCCAAAGCCGUAGAGCUCGGAGCCACCGAAUGUGUCGACCCCAGAGAUCACAGCAAGCCCAUCCAGGAGGUUUUGGCAGAGAUGACAGACGGAGGGGUUGAUUACGCUCUGGAGUGUGUGGGGAGUCCAGUUGUCAUGACUGCUGCGCUUGAGUCUACAAGAGAUGCCUGGGGCACCUGUGUGAUCGCAGGGUGGACGGAGACAGAAGCAAUGAGCGUCGUGGUUGAAAAGCUGCUGAUGGGACGCACCUUGAAGGGGACUUACUUUGGAGGUUGGAAGAGCGUGGAGGACGUGCCCAAACUGGUGGACGACUACAUGAACAACAAGCUGAAGCUGGACGAGUUCAUCACCCACAACCUCCCUCUGGAUCAAAUCAAUGUGGCCUUUGACCUUCUGAAAAGUGGGAAAAGCAUCCGCACUGUCAUCAGUCUGUGAGACUCUCAAGAGGAGACAAAACCUACAGAACACUUAACAAGAAGCGAGGUUGAUGCUCACGGUUGUUACUAUGGUAACUAUUGGUAACUCUGCCACAGUUAAUUAUCUUUUUCUUCGAAGGUAUUGAUGAUAUUUCUCCACGCUUGACUUUGUGGCAAGUGAGCACUUUGGCCACUAGAUGGCAGUCUUAUGUCAUGUAAAAGCCUUUACAGUAAGUUCAACUUAAUAAAAACAUAAUUGUUUUACCUGCAAAAUUUUUUUUUUUUGGUUCAGAUCCAAUUCUAUAUAUUUUUAAAACUUAUUUAUCAAAAAUUUUAUGAACACAGAGAAGAUUGAGUGCAUUUCUGCAACAUGAUAGAGAAUUUAAUAACAAACACAGCAGUAUAUAUAUAUGAUAGUACAGUAAUAUAAAUACAUGUAUAGUAUAUAGCAGGAGUAUAUGUAUAAAUAUAAAGUAACAACAAGACAAAUCUGUACAUCUGUCACACGUGUGGUAGUUGGAAUUAAAUACCCUUGUAUAGAAGAUGGAGCGAAAGAGCGAGGAACCAAAUGGCCGAAUCUGUCAUCGGCCAUCGUGAAGAAUCUGCUUCAUGUGGUCGGCCGUACCAGAUUUCGUCCUUGGUAACGUUAUAUAUUGAUUUAAUGGGGAGUCGCGGAGAAGGGCUGAAAUAACAGUGGUGUGCUGUCAGGGCAGAAGACAAAAGGUUGUUUUGUGAAGGUUGUUUUCAGCUCCUCUCGGUGAAGACCUGAAAUAGCUGCCAGAGGAAUUUGUUUUAUUGAAGUUCCAUUCAAAUGCCCUUGGCAGCUUCCCCUGCUUUUCCAUCUUUAUUUAAAAUGGAAAAUAAAUUGGUGCUCUUCCUCUAAUGUUGGUCUCCUCUGGCUGUGUGCUAUCAAUCACAGAUUAUACAUCUUAGACCCCCAGACCUCCACCUCCACCUCCACCCCCCUUCUUCUUCUUCUUCUUCUUCUUCUUCUUCUUCUUCUUCUUCUUCUUCUUCUUCUUCUUCUUCUUCCUCCGAAGGAAUCUCGAACGAAAGAAAGUUUUUGAGAAAUAAAAGCAGAGAGUGAAGCAGCGGAGAGAGAUAAGAGAGAGGAGAUCAAGAGAAAUGGGGGAGACGGGUUUUGACAGGUGGUUAUGUGACUGGCCACCGCAUCUAUAACUGUUGGACAUGCUCGCAGAUUUAUAAGGCUUUCUUGGGGACACGUGUUUGAAUGUCUGCCUCAUCUGUAAGAAAGCCAUCCAGAGUGACGACCAUAAGUCUCCCAACGGCUUUUUUUUCUCUCUGCGGUUGAACUCUACAACCUCUGGAAUUGUCACAGCAUUGUGCAACUGAUACAGGGAGGACAUGCUACAUGAAUUACAACCGCAGCAUUGCACACAUUUCAGAAACUGUCCGUGUUGUCAUGCUUCACAUUUGUCUGUGCAGCCUUUUCUGCAGAUAUCUUCGGGAUAGGAAGACGAAGAUAGAGACAAAUCUUCAUUUGCAUUUAGUGGCUCUUUUUUCCCCACCACCAUCUUUUUUGCUGUCAUCACUUCACUGCGACAACUCUUUCAGACCUCAUGAAGAUAAUUGACAAACAACAGAAAUGCCAGAUGAGGUAAAUGCCAUCACAAAAAUAAGGGCAUGAAAAACUGCCGCCUUGCCUUUCACAAUAUUUAAAUUGGGAUCAAGAGAUUUUGCCUUAUUUAUUAAGCUAUUUUCCCGUGUGGCAGACAGAUGACUGCAUGCUGGAGAUGAUGAGAGCAUAGAAGUAGUGGGUGGGAAACACCCUGUUCAAACAAAGCCUGUUUUAUAGUCGGAAUCCAAAAGUUAUAAAACACCUACUUUUUUCACUUUGUAAAUGGGAGUUGGUGCCGCUCUGAUUCAACUGGUGAACGCAGUAUAUUUAUCAGAAACUAAAUCAAACUGUCCCUAUUGAAUGUUUUUAUAUUAGUUAUCAACAAAGAAUUCGUAUAUAUAUGUUCUCCAGUGCUGGGUGUCUAUUUCAUCUGUUUUAGCUUUAUUUAAUGACUUUAAUAGAUGGAUAGACAUUUUCAUUGUGGCCGUUUUCCUCAGUGAAAACAACUGGGAUGUGUUGAGAAUUCAAGCAAAGCAUCAAGGGAAAGUCAUUUAUUUACUGAAGUGUAAUCUGUAAACUGGUUUCCUAAUGUUCACAAUGUUUCUUCAAACCUUACACACCUUUUAAUAUUAUUAGUUUUCUGCAAGAUACUCCAGGCAGAUGUGGCUCAGGACGUAAAAGAGGGUUGUCCACUAACCAGAUGGUUGGUAGUUCAAUCCCCUGUAUCCUUCUGUCUGCAUUCUGAAGUGUCCUUGGGCAGGAUGCUGACCCAAAUGACCUCUGACUGCUGUGCCAACAGUGGUGACUGAAAAGUGCUGUGUAUUGAGUUGCUGUAUGAAUGUGUGUGUGUGAAUGGUAAAUCUGAUUUGAACUGUAAAGUUGAUGAAAGACUGAAAAAACUACAUAUAAAUACAAUAUCAGCUUUUUACCCCAAAGUGCAGGUGUGAUUGGUCAUAAAUAAAGUAGUGAAAAGAA
Molecule: messenger RNA, 3854 nt
Organism: Hippoglossus stenolepis (Pacific halibut)
Lineage: Eukaryota; Metazoa; Chordata; Actinopteri; Pleuronectiformes; Pleuronectidae
Product: alcohol dehydrogenase class-3
Exons: 9
Coding region: 183-1319 (378 amino acids)
Biological process (GO): formaldehyde catabolic process
Cellular component (GO): cytosol
Molecular function (GO): S-(hydroxymethyl)glutathione dehydrogenase [NAD(P)+] activity; zinc ion binding
Source: RefSeq, a predicted model, not a curated record